Mauremys mutica (yellowpond turtle) is the source of this 2414-nucleotide messenger RNA. RefSeq names its product siah E3 ubiquitin protein ligase 2 (gene SIAH2). Bases 527 to 1492 code for a protein of 321 amino acids. The transcript has 2 exons. Gene Ontology annotation, cellular component: cytoplasm. Gene Ontology annotation, biological process: multicellular organism development; proteasome-mediated ubiquitin-dependent protein catabolic process. Lineage: Eukaryota; Metazoa; Chordata; Testudines; Geoemydidae. The record is from RefSeq and is a predicted model, not a curated record. Gene Ontology annotation, molecular function: ubiquitin protein ligase activity; ubiquitin conjugating enzyme binding; zinc ion binding.
GCCCUCGCCCCACCACCCCCGGGCGGUGGAAGGGGGCCGUACACGUCAGACACGCCAGUGUGGGCCUGCCUCCCCCGCUGGAGUGUCAGCAAACGCCUUCCUCUUCUGCUCGUGCAGCUCCUACCCCAUUUCCUCGCCCACCCCCGGGUCGCCUCUUCCUCCGCCGCCGCGCCGGGCUGGUCCGAGCGCACGGCAGCCUGGGCAUGCGGCUGGGGCAUGCUCAGUAAGAGCCAGGCGCUGGGAGCGGGCUGGGGCGCGACACCCUCUUCCUGCCUCUCUCGCUUGCGUCAGCUCAAUGUUGCAGACGCCGGGCUGAGGAGCGCGCGUGGCCCCGCUCGGGCUGGUGGCCGAAGCUCCCCUCGGAACGCUGGGACACUUUGGAACGUCCGCGGCGUCCAAUCGGCUGCUGGCGGCGGCCCGCUCCCGAGAGCGGCCCCGGAGCCGGUUUGUUGCGCGCGCGGGUCCCGCCGGGUUUCGGCGCGUGGCCACCCAGGUGCCCGCAGUUCGAUGGUUGGUUCGGACCGCGAUGAGCCGCCCGUCCUCCGCCGGCCCCGGUGCUAACAAACCCUGCGGCAAGCAGCAGCACGCGCCGUCCCCCGCUGCUGCCCCCGCUGCCGCCGCCACCAUCUCGGCUGCCGGCCCCGGCUCCUCCGCGCUACCCGCCGCGGCCGCUGUGAUCUCAGGCCCGGGAGGCGGCGGCGGCGGCGGCGGGCCGGUCUCGCCUCAGCACCACGAGCUGACCUCGCUGUUCGAGUGCCCCGUCUGCUUCGACUAUGUGCUGCCCCCGAUCCUGCAGUGCCAGGCCGGGCAUCUGGUGUGCAAUCAAUGCCGGCAGAAACUGAGCUGCUGCCCCACGUGCAGGGGAUCCCUGACCCCAAGCAUCAGGAACCUGGCCAUGGAGAAAGUGGCCUCGGCUGUCCUCUUCCCCUGCAAGUAUGCCACUACAGGCUGUUCCCUGACACUCCACCAUACAGAAAAGCCGGAGCAUGAAGACAUCUGUGAAUACCGUCCCUACUCCUGUCCAUGUCCUGGUGCCUCCUGUAAAUGGCAGGGCUCUUUGGAAGCCGUGAUGUCCCACCUCAUGCACGCCCACAAAAGCAUUACCACCCUUCAGGGAGAAGACAUAGUCUUUCUCGCCACGGACAUUAACCUGCCAGGAGCUGUUGACUGGGUCAUGAUGCAGUCUUGCUUUGGUCACCAUUUCAUGCUGGUGUUGGAGAAACAGGAGAAGUAUGAGGGUCACCAGCAGUUUUUUGCUAUUGUGUUGCUCAUUGGCACUCGCAAACAAGCAGAGAACUUUGCAUACCGACUGGAGCUGAAUGGUAACCGGCGCAGGCUGACCUGGGAGGCAACGCCCCGCUCCAUUCACGAUGGGGUGGCUGCUGCCAUCAUGAACAGCGACUGUCUAGUUUUCGAUACAGCUAUAGCACAUCUUUUUGCAGACAAUGGAAACCUUGGCAUCAAUGUGACUAUUUCUACGUGUUGUCCGUGAUUAUAUGUGUCGUUAGUGAAACCGAGGGUUGUCUGGGCAUAGUGCUUUACAUUCUUAAGGGUUUUUUAAAAUGAUACUCAACUAUGUCUUCAUAUAUAUCUCUUAGGAUUCCUAAUUUAGCCAACAUUUUGUAACAACUUUCUCUUUGGGUUGUAAGUCAUGGCUAACCAGACAAGAUGAGCGAGUGUCCUAUCAAUUAUCCGAACAGGAAAAGGGUUUUUUUAGAAUUCUUGGAUGCUUUUUGAAGAUUUUUUACCACUUUUAAAAACAACAGAGCUUCCAUUAGACAUAUGUCUUUAAUAGACUUGAGAGUCUAUUUUUCUCUUUGAAGUGCACCCAAAGCUCCCCUCAAGAGGAGUUAUCCAAGGAGAAAACAGGCACCUCUUGACUUACUCCCCUGCUGGGCUUUUAAAAAGAGAAUAAACAAAUAGCUUCAAGUGUGGUACCCAUGAGAGGUUAUUGUGACUCAGAGAGGAACAAAAGGUACUUUGGUAUAGGUUCCCUUGCUGCUCUGAUUCCCUCUUCUUUAUUUAAAAAAAAAGAAAGAAAGAAAGAAAGAAAGAAAGAAAGAAAAGAAAAAAAACAAACAGUUGUGUUGGCUCACUUGCUGUGUCUUUAAAAAAUGAACCAGGCCUGAUCCUGCAAAGUGUUGAGCAUCUUCUGCUCCCAUUCACUUUGUUUAAAGUUCAGUAUGCCUGGAACAUUUUACAAGGACCCUGGAUCAGGUGCUAGUAAAGCAAGAGGCGCAUAUCUAAUAGUUCUCAAACAGCUAGGAGUUGAUCAUAUAGCGGUGCAUUCAGGUUGUUUACAUGUGGCUUCCCCUGGAGACAUACUUGAUUAUUGAUAUUGUCAGAGAUUGAUUAGAAUAAUACAGUGAAAGCUUUAUGGCCAGUGUCAUGUCAUUUGCUAUUUAAGUUUUUGU